Messenger RNA from Scomber scombrus (Atlantic mackerel), 4851 nucleotides. It is a transcript of the gene ano6, whose product is annotated as anoctamin 6. Gene Ontology annotation, cellular component: plasma membrane. Lineage: Eukaryota; Metazoa; Chordata; Actinopteri; Scombriformes; Scombridae. Bases 333 to 3077 code for a protein of 914 amino acids. The record is from RefSeq and is a predicted model, not a curated record. The transcript is spliced from 20 exons. Gene Ontology annotation, molecular function: chloride channel activity; protein dimerization activity. Gene Ontology annotation, biological process: calcium activated phosphatidylcholine scrambling; chloride transmembrane transport; calcium activated phosphatidylserine scrambling.
CAAAAGUGAGGUUGGAAUGAAAUAUAAUCUUAAAUGUCUAGCAGAGUGUUACAUAUAAUCAACUAUUGCAUGGGCGUUACUUGUUCUGAGUAAUGUAGCAGAGCAACAUUACAGCCCUCCUUUUUUCCUCCUCCUCCUCCUCCCACUCCGCCCUUUUGAUUUUCUAUUCUUUUCAAGUCACAACUUGACCAAAACUUUAAUGCGACGGAUGGAUGUUGAGACAUAAAGUUAAAAAAAAAAACAUAGUGUGCUGUAGUAUACUGUGAGCUGCUGGUGGAUCUGUAAGGUUUAUUCCCUCGGUGAUGUGACCGCCCCCCCCUCCGAUAAGGAUCAUGAGCGACAACGACAUCCUCGAGAUGGAGUCCUUAUCUGACGCGGACUAUUUGGAAGGAGAGUUGGGCAUGAUAGACGAAGAACUCGUUUACCCUGAGGAGUUUUUACCAACAUAUCACUCUAUUAAAGAAGGAUCCAAAGUAGCCAAAGCACAACUGGCAGAGUUCAAUGAAGAACCGGACUCUUUAUUCUUCAAUGAUGGUUUGAGGCGGAUUGACUUCAUCCUCGUCUACGAAGAUGAAGACAAGAAGGAUUUUGAGAAGAGGCAUACUUACCAGAGGCGCAAGAGACGGCGAGAGUACUUUGAGGCCAGCCUGAUGAAGAUGGGAAUGGAGUUGGAGGCAACACGAUCUGUAGUUGAUGAAAAACUGAUGUUCGUCAAGGUCCACAUGCCGUGGGACGUGUUGUGCACCUACGCCGAGGUCCUGCACAUCAAGCUUCCUAUCCAGCCCAAUGACCUGUCCUCGCGCCCGUCUCCAUGGCGCCAUUUUUCCUUCAUCACCAAGUACUUCUACCCCAACGAGGACCUGAUCACCAAGGAGGCUGACUUCUUCACAGCUCCCUUUGAGAAAGACCGCCUGGAGUACUUCUACAUCAAGGACAAGGACCUCUUCUUCACUCCUGCCAUGAGGAGCAGGAUGGCUUAUUACAUCCUGAGCCGUGCCCCAUAUGAAAUACGUGGGAAUAUUAAGAAGUUUGGUAUCACAAAACUGCUGGAUGGUUCUGUGUACAAAGCUGCCUACCCUCUCCAUGACUGCAGGUUCAAUGUCAAGUCCAAUGAAGAGGGUUGCCCCAACGAGAGAUUCCUCCUCUAUAAUGAAUGGGCUCAUCCCAAAAGCUUCUACAAGAUGCAACCACUUGACCUAAUAAGGAAGUAUUAUGGAGAGAAGAUUGGCAUUUACUUUGCCUGGUUGGGUUUCUACACGAUAAUGCUCAGUCUGGCUGCUGUUGUGGGAUUGGGUUGUUUCAUUUAUGGGUACAAAACUCAAGAAACCAGCACUUGGAGCAAAGAGGUGUGCAACCCUGAGAUCGGAGGAAAAAUUGUGAUGUGUCCGCAGUGUGACAGGGAAUGCAAAUACUGGAGGUUAAACAGCACCUGUGAAGCUUCGAAGAAACUGUGCAUAUUUGAUAACUAUGGAACCCUGGUGUUUGCAGUUUUUAUGUCAAUCUGGGUAACUUUGUUCCUGGAGUUUUGGAAACGCUACCAGGCGGAGCUUGAGUAUGAGUGGGACACCGUGGAGUUUCUGGAGCAGGAAGAGCCACCCCGUCCAGAAUAUGAAGCCAAGUGUAUCUACGAGAGGAAAAACCCUGUCACAGGGGUGAAAGAAAACGUGCCAUACACAACCUGUGGACGAUGUAUUCGGGUGUCAGUAGGAAUUGGUACAGUUUUAUUCUGGAUACUGUUGAUCGUGGCAUCCAUUGUGGCCAUCACCGUGUACCGCCUGGCUGCCUUCUUUGCCUUCUCAGCGAGACUCAGAGCUCAGGAGCUGCAGCCGUUAAAGGAGUAUGUGACGCCUCAGAUGGCCACCUCUGUCACAGCCUCCCUGAUAAGCUUUGUUGUCAUCAUGAUCCUCAAUGUUCUGUAUGAGCGGGUCGCCGUCUGGAUCACUGACUUUGAGCUUCCAAGGACGAAGACAGACUAUGAGAACAGCUUGACCCUGAAGAUGUUCCUCUUUCAGUUUGUCAACUAUUACUCCUCUUGUUUCUACAUCGCAUUCGCCAAAGGGAAAGCAGUUGGCUAUCCCGGAGAGCCCGUUUAUCUCUUGGGAAAAUACCGAAACGAGGAGUGUGAUCCUGGUGGUUGUCUGAUUGAGCUGACGACUCAACUCUCUAUCAUCAUGGGUGGAAAAGCCAUCUGGAAUAACUUCCAAGAGGUCUUGCUACCCUGGGUGAAGAAUUUAAUUUUCCGCUAUUGCACCCAUGUGGCCUCACAGAAAGUGAUUCCUCGUUGGGAGCAGGACUACGAGCUCCAGCCAAUGUCAAAACUAGGACUGUUCUAUGAAUAUCUUGAGAUGGUCAUCCAGUUUGGCUUUGUGACCCUGUUCGUGGCCUCCUUCCCUCUGGCUCCGGUCCUGGCUCUGGUCAAUAACGUGUUUGAGAUUCGGGUUGAUGCUUGGAAAAUGACCACUCAGUUUCGCCGCAUAAUGCCAGAGAAGGCCCAGCAUAUAGGAGCCUGGCAGCCAAUUCUUCAAGGAGUCGCCAUCUUGGCUGUUGCAACAAAUUCCAUGAUCAUUGCUUUUACAUCAGACAUGAUUCCACGGCUGGUGUACUACUGGUCUUUCUCCGUGUACCCGUAUGGAGAUCAUGCUAGUAACACCAUGGAGGGAUACAUCAACAGCUCGCUAUCUACAUUCAACACCAGCGAUUUCUCCGAACAUAGCAGACCCAUGAACGCAUCGGAGAGCAUCACCACCUGCAGGUAUCGAGAUUUUCGGUAUCCUCCAGGACACCCCAGGCAGUAUGAGUUCACUAUGUACUACUGGCAUGUGAUUGCUGCCAAACUGGCUUUUAUAAUUGUUGUAGAGCACAUUGUUUACCUUACCAAGUUCAUCCUGGCCUACGUGAUCCCAGACGUCCCAUACGCAGUCAGAGAACAAAUGAAACGGGAGAAAUACUUGACUCAGGUUAUCCUCCACGAGACCAACCUCAAGCUGGUGACCAAACGUUUGAAACCAGUUGAUGAUGAGAUCUUCAAGCACAUAGAGGAGACAGUGCCAAAGGAGGACAUAGAGCUUGAUUUCUGAAAAUAGACAAAUACAGAACAAAUACAACGGCUCUUGUGAAGUUCUGAAAAUGUACGAAUAAAAACCAAUGUUUACUUCUGAACAUCUGGUUUAAUAUGGACCAACACCUUGUGAACAAGUGAUAAAAUUAAGAAUGUAGCAACCAGUAUGAAAAAAAGGCCUAAAGUCCAGUUCAGACAAAAGAUUCACAAGAAGAAGAAGAUUGCAGGGAAAGGUUGUAGCAGUGUGAACUUGCCUGUCUCAGCUUGAUGGAAGCUGGGCUGAUGGCGUCACCUGCGACUCAACUUGUCAAGUCGCCAGUGAUUGGCUUUAGAUAAUAAUAGUCAGGAAGUCUGAAGGAGACGGUGUUGAAAGUAGGGGUGGGACUAACUAUCCAAACAGGACUACAUCAUAGUUUUUGUGAUACAACUCAUUGGGAAAGGAUAUUCCUGUUUCGGUGUUGAGGUUUGAGUUUGAUGUAAUUUUACCGAAGUUAUAACUGUAUAUAACUCUAUGGAAAUAACUAACUUAGCUAAACUAACUAACUUAACUAAAUAUUCAAACUUAAUGUUUAAGCACUAAUUUGCAAACAUUGACAUUAAGUAUAUAUGGUGCAUAUUUAGUUCAAAGACCAUUGCUCAUUGUUUUUUGCAACCAGGAUUUCAACUCUGUGCCUUCCACCUUAACACCUUAACCAUUUGCUGUAUUGAGCAGGCUCCGGAUUAAAUUGUAACAGCUGCUGAGUCUGCGUGUCAGCAGAUCCAUUUCCAUGACAACUGAUCAGACUGCGCAAGGCUGUGUGAUGUUGUUGACAGCUGUGGGAAAAAGCUGGUCGACCUUGAUUUAGGGAUUGUUUUGUGAAAGCUAUUUGUUGGAUGAUUUCACCUUUAGUGCCUUGUGUUUUAUAGUUUGAAGUGGCUGUAUCUGCCUGCAGCAGCGACGGUGUCUCACUCCGUCCAUUUGGCUUUAUGCUAGCGGCUCAAAGCUUUGACACACAGGCGAUCGAUCAAGUGCCACUUCUGGGUGAUUGUUUUAGUCACAUGCUGUCAUAAAAUUUCAGUAUUAUUAAAUGCAAAACAAAUGCACAACUUCUGAAUGCAAUGUUAAUGAGAAAGUGUUUCAAUUGUAUUUCUGUUAGUAUAACAAAAGACCUGUAGUGGUCUGCCAAACAGCUCACAAUGUUAAAAAAGGGAGUUACAUGCAGUUAGAAUACACAUGGACUAACGUUUUCACAACAUAUACUGACUAAAUGUGCCAUAGAUGAUAGUUAUAAGCUCAUAUAACCUUAGAAAUGUUCUUGAUUGUAUUGUUCAGGUUUAAUCAGUUCAGGAGGUAAAUUUUUUGCCAGUUCAAAGGUUGAAAGUUUACAAAAUCAUUAUGCCAAGUACAGUCCAGUUCAUUAUAUAUUUCUAAUGAAAUGAGUUGAGUCCUGCCAAGUGGUUUAGUUGAUGAUGUGAGUGUAGUCUUAGCCUUCUUCUCUAUGCAUGUACUCGCAUCUACUGUACUGCACUUUUUGCUGACAGGGCUACAGCUCUGUGCCAUGAUUACUGCACUGCACAAGAUUAUGACUGCAUGUUUUAACCUGUGAUGUACAGAAUACAAUAAUGUCAUCCUCCUGUGUCAUUGCUGAAAUCUUCCGAAAUCAAUACCACUGCUCUGUUAUUGCCUCACCAUAAAUAGGGUAAUAUAAUCUGCCAUGUGAACAUUAUCCUAUACCAGCAAUAUCUGAUGAUGAAUAUACUGUAUGUCCUUGUUGUUGUUUUUGUUUUAUACAGUGCCAUUAAAUUGUUUUAUA